Molecule: messenger RNA, 1053 nt
Organism: Rhodofomes roseus
Lineage: Eukaryota; Fungi; Basidiomycota; Agaricomycetes; Polyporales; Fomitopsidaceae
Exons: 1
Coding region: 247-930 (227 amino acids)
Source: RefSeq, a predicted model, not a curated record
CUAGGCAGGUCGCCUCCAUGAUGCCGGAAGAAUACGCCCUCUUGACAGAUCGCUACUACAGACCGGGCUAUGGUCAGCGCUGUAUGUUGUGAUUGAACUACAAGCCACGGGACACGGGACAAACAGACAGAUAGAACGACUUCGCUAUCCGUCUGAGGGCGCCGUUGAGGCUUCGUAUCGCCUGGCGAGCAGCGGCCUUCCGCGAAUGGGUAGAUUACCAUCCGAUGCCAGCGUGUCAAAUGGGCCAUGGGAGAUGCGAGCGAUGCGAGAUGCGGGUUGCAGACGGGAGAUGGGAGGCCACUGACGCGAGGUGAGGUGAUGACGUCGACUCGCACUAGCUCCCACUCGUGCUCGUUGCUACUGAUUCUGGGGUCGUCCUCGCCAUUGAGCGGAUCCCUGGGGCCCAGCGAUGCGCCCGGUUCUCGGUGCCUUCUCCGGAUACCUCGCGAAGCCCGCUGCCUCAAGAUUCAGGAAGACGGCGCUCCGGUGGGACAUGCGAAGGUGGGACGGGUGACGCAAGAACGCACGAUCUGCGCGCUGGGGAGUACGCCUGACGUUCGGGGAGGCAUGCAGCCCACAGACCCGUCCGUUAAGCUCAUCGCGCACGAUACUUUCCGCGCCGCGUGGUAUUUCACGAACCUCGACCAGGCUCGGUCGCCUCCAAAUGUGUCUGUCUUCUCGUGGUCUUUUCGUGGUACAUCCGGUAUCCCGCCUACUCGGCGUCGCGCGACCCUGCAUUGCGGUAGAACCUCAGACGCGGUUCUAUUUUCUCUCCUGAGUGUAUUUAUGAUCAGUUCUAGCAUUUGGUGUCGUGAAAUGGGUCCCACGAACAGAAACGACUGCAUGAAACACAUGCUGGAUCGGACUCGGCCGCCAAAUUCUUCAUUCCGCUAUUCCUUCUUUACGCGUGUUCCGCUCCCUGAUCUAUAAUUGCUUCCGCACUGAAGGUCUUUAUCAUGUACUAGCACGUCACCGUAUGUUCUGGCACCAACUCCGCGAGCCGCUGUUUAAUUUCACCUGAUUAGCACUUUGCUUGACGGCACGACAAAUAAU